GGCGAUUUCAGUCCACACAGACCAUAACGUCGGGCUGAGGUCGCCCCGGCACAAUCGGAGUCAGAUAUGUGUGGAGUUUACGGAGUAACGUGACCCGGGGAAUAAGUUCAAUACAGUUCUGAAUAGAAAUCAAAAUGAAAGUGUUUAGCUAGGCUAGUAAUAAUAUCAGAAUGGCGCUCGAACCCCAAUAUAUUUCUAUGGAGGGUGCUUUUUCCAUGUUUGGAUCAAGACAUGAAGACAAGUUGUAUGGGCAAGAUACCGGACCUGCUGACCACGGGUCAGAUCGGCCGGAUGUAAACAGUGUUGUUGGACUAAGGGCUAACAAGAUGGACGGGCCGGGGUUGUCAGAGUUCGGGUUCGGCAACCUGAGUCGGUACACGAUGGUCUCCACCCCCGGGUCUACCAGUAGUAGUGAUAGUGUUGCGUCUUCUCAGGAAUCGUCGUCCAUGGGAUCGACAACAAAGCGGAAAGGUACGCCAUAUAUCCCUAGUUACAUGGACAUGACGAACGGCCCCGAACCGUGUGUUGUGUGUGGUGACGCGGCCACCGGCUACCACUACAGGUGUAUGACGUGUGAGGGAUGCAAGGGAUUCUUCAGAAGAACCAUUCAAAAGAACUUACAAUACCAUUGUAAAUGGAACAGUAACUGUAUAAUAGACAAAACUACCAGGAACCAGUGCCAGGAGUGUCGUUACCGGAAGUGUGUUCAAGUUGGCAUGGCAACUGAUCUUGUGCUGAACGAAAAACAGAGGAAAGCCAAACGGAAACUAAUAGAGGACAAUAGGGACAAACGCAAAACGGAGGCUCAAAAAGUAACAACGAAGUCAGACUUGUGUCCGCAUGACUCUCUUACAGACAAUGAUAAACUUCUAAUAGCGGAAGUAGUGAAUGCGUACGAAUGUUCGGCUACCAAGAUCCAAACCAAGGGUCAGGGGAUGAGCUGUACUGACACAAACGAUCCCGAGGCAUGGCAACAACUAGCAGAUGCGAUGACCCCUUCCAUUGUCAAAGUGGUCGAAUUUGCCAAAGGUGUCCCUGGAUUUAUACAGCUAUAUGUAGAUGACCAAAUUUUACUUUUGAAAUCCUGCUGUAUGGAGAUUAUGUGUCUGCGUGCAGCAUGUAAAUAUGACCAGGACCAAGAGACACUGACAAUGCACAAUGGCAUGACCUUACAUAAGUCCCAGAUUAAAGCAGAAGGUUUGGGAAUUCUCGUUGAACCAAUCUUCGAGUUUGCCGUCGGCUUAGCAAAGUUAGACCUCGACAAAACAGAGUUAGCUCUCUUGGCAGCCGUUCUUCUCAUGCAAUCAGAUCGUUCCGGUUUAAAAGAACCAGAGGCAGUAGAGAAACUCCAGGAUGAUGUGUUAGGUGCAUUCAAACGUUACGUAGCGGUCAAGCGUCCACUGCAGCCUGUCCACUGGGCUAAAAUAUUGAUGAAGGUGACGGAUCUUCGAACAAUUAGUACAAGACAUGCUGAACGAGUGUUAUGUAUUCGUCUUGAUCAUUCAAAUGAAAUACCCCCCCAUCUACUAGAUUUGUUCAAUGAAGGGGAGGAGUACUUAUGAAAGGAAGAUUGUUUUAAAAUAUUUAAAUUCAAUGCUGACACAGCUCUUGACAAUGAUUUAGUCAGUGCAUCAAGAAGGAGACGUUGACAGGACUGCGGAUACUACUGUGCCCUUCACCAUGAAUAUCAGAACUCAAUUGAUCGUGGAAGUGUUCUGUGCCCUGUACCAUGUAUAUCAAGUCAAUAUUUAACCAUGGUUACGUUCUGUUAGACGUCGACUCGACCGUGUAUGUUAGACGUUGAGGUUUCCAACGGACAGCUACGCUUUAUGUCAUUCGCCAUUAUUUUGUCAGAGGUAAAAAAGGACAGGGCAAUGGAGACAUCAGUCUUUGAUUGCAGAGACAUUUGGAUUUAAUGCUUGGUCAAUCCCUCACAGAUUUAUUAAUGUACAACACACAGGGUUAUGUUGUCGGCAGUGCUGUCUUUGCGAAUUGUUAACAUAAACAUGAUAUUUAAACAUGCUAUUUGCAGACGUAAACAAUUCACAAAUUCAGCACAAAAAACUUUGUAUCAGCAGUGUUAAUGUUUCCGAAUAUUACGAAAAAUAUACCUUCCUGGCCAGGAUGAAAUGCUUUCCAAUAUAAAGUUAUCUUGAAACCAGUGGAAUGAUAAUAUUUUGACAUCAUUUUUAAAAGCAUAUAUUUACACUAAAAGGAAUAUCAAGGGAGAUAACAUUUAAUUAUAUAACCAUAGAAGACUAUAACGCAAACGGGCCAGGCAAAGAACCAUUUAAUGUCAUGUUCAACCAGGCGUUGGCAUUAUCUGAUCAGUUAUAUAUAUGUAAUUAUUAAAUGAUUUCUCCUUUUAGGCUUUUGCAGCAAUCCUCUGAUACUUAGAUAUGUACUGUACACUGCGCCGAUAUACUACAAAUGUCCAAUCUAAUUGUAAUGUAACAUCUUAUAUUCGAAAUGAGGUUCAUCUGUUUUGUAUGAAUAUAUGCCAAGUUUGUUUCCAUUGUUUUUUGGUAAACCAACUUUGUAUUUAAUGCAAUAUCCAACACUUACUUAAACAGAUGUCUUGAUGAUUCAAUUGACCCCUUAAUAUUUACAGGACAAUGGAUGUAUAAUCCACGUUGAAAGUCCCGUUUCAUUUUAUUCCUAAAACGCCUCUCUUUAAUGCAUCCAUACUGUUGCUGUGUAUUGACGCAAUCAAUAUCUACAUUUUUGCAAACGUCUAUUUCGGAAAAUCCAUCAUUUAAACAUGACUCAUUUGUGGUUCGUUGUGAUUAUACACGAUAUUGUGGAUCGAAGGGCUUCAAUAUCAGUAGUAAGCUUUUUUUAUAUAAAUUCUAACGAUACCUAUAAAACCUUGAGAAAGUGCUUGGUAAUUUAUAGCUUUAAGCUGAACAUGAGAUCUAAGGUUCAAAACCAUUGUUGUCAACGUUAAGGAUAACAAAAAGUGUUUUUUCCGUAACAAAAGUUAAAGGUCAAGAAGGAAUUUCAAUAAAAAAAUAUCUGCAAAGGAACAAUAAAAUUCUACAAAAUGUAUAUAUUUAACAAAUAUGAUAUACAGUUAUAAAACAACGUAUGCAAAGCGUUUUUGUAAUUUACAAUGUUGCUCUAAAUCGCUUUACAUGACAUGGUUAAUAUAAGAAAUUCAUGCCUAUAUAAGGCAUAUAAAGCUUCACAAUAUAAUUCUCGCGCACGUAUUUGUACCUCCUUUGGACAGGGUGAUUUAGUAUUUUAAAAUUUGUUUAUGAUGCAAAAUGGCUGUAAACAUCCAAAACCAAAACCAAACGUCUAGGUUAAACUCAUUCACACCUCAAGUUUCAUUAUGAACUAUUCCAAUCUUUGAUUGGAAGAGUUUAAAUGUGUCUUCAGGGGUGAAUGAGUUAAAUUCUAAACAAAUGAUAUGACUCACGAAACAUUUUUUCAACUGAUAUGUACCUACUACAUACAUGUAACUCGAACGCGCCUGCUAAUUUUGUAAUUGAAAAGAAAUACGUGUACGAACUUUUGACUUCCUCUGAUUAUAAUACAAUUCUUUAUUAGAGGAUAUUUCACCGUUUGGCAAUGUGCCAUGUUUCUGUUCGGAACAAUUACAUUAUUGAUAUUUUACUGACAGUGUCAUUAAAUCAUAUUUAGUUUUAAUAUCAGAUGCUUUAAUGAACGUUAAUUUAUCGCCAUGGUGACGGCAAGCUUUAAUAUAUCAACAGCAAUCAAUGAUCAAAUAUCGUAUAUCAGAUAUCGAGGCAUAAAAAAUACGUUCAGCACGUGAUCAAACAUCAGCGAAACAGGUACCGGUGAUGACCAUAUUUGGGUUACACAGAUAACUGUGUUACACUUUUAUGAUAUCUAAUCAAAAAUUGAUGUUGUAUAUUUAAUUCAUCUUUUGUCCUUAUGACGGUAUGCGGAUUCGUGUGGUAUUGCUUUUGUAAAUUAUAUGUACAGUGCGUAUUUAAUUAAUAAUUAUUUAGAAAGUCUACAAUAUAAUACAACAAAA
This is a messenger RNA of Mizuhopecten yessoensis (Yesso scallop), 4003 nucleotides long. RefSeq names its product thyroid hormone receptor beta-like. NCBI's taxonomy places the organism in Eukaryota, Metazoa, Mollusca, Bivalvia, Pectinida, Pectinidae. Gene Ontology annotation, biological process: cell differentiation; negative regulation of transcription by RNA polymerase II; retinoic acid receptor signaling pathway. Gene Ontology annotation, molecular function: RNA polymerase II cis-regulatory region sequence-specific DNA binding; nuclear receptor activity; zinc ion binding. Bases 171 to 1562 code for a protein of 463 amino acids. The transcript is spliced from 7 exons. The record is from RefSeq and is a predicted model, not a curated record.